Molecule: messenger RNA, 1728 nt
Organism: Dioszegia hungarica
Lineage: Eukaryota; Fungi; Basidiomycota; Tremellomycetes; Tremellales; Bulleribasidiaceae
Exons: 2
Coding region: 1-1728 (575 amino acids)
Source: RefSeq, a predicted model, not a curated record
AUGCAAGCUUACUACGCUUUACCCUCCCCGACGCGAUCAGCAACAGCUCGGCGUCGCUCGUCCUCCGCGGCUUCGGCUUCACCGCUUCCGACUCAUCGGAAUCCGCUUAGCCCCCUGACGGUCGACCCGGCGUACUCCACCAUCAUCACCGACUCUCCCCAAUCCACAUCCACCUCGCACGUCUUCCCACCUACCGGCAUCCCUCCAUCCACAUAUCCCUCUCCAUAUCUCCCUCGUACGCCUCAAGGACAACGUCCACAUGGCAUCGAGGACAGCCUAUCACAAGUCGACGAGAGCGGAGCGGAAGAACGUGACUUUCCGACCGUGUCGCAGAGCUCUAGGGCGCCGUUGUUGGCGGUGAAGGAGAAGGACUUUGCGGAGGAUCAGACGGACGAUGUGAAUCAAUCCAGAGCGACCAGGAAUGUCGGUCAUGGGCGGGCAGCAGCGGAAAGAAGAGACGACUCGGAUAGCGCUGCGUCGCACAUCUUUGUCGACCCUCCAGAUGACCCUCGUCAACGGACUUCAUCAGCUGGACCCUCCCGGACGUCAGGCGCUCCGCCAUCUCCGACCAUGGUACAGCCAACGAAACAGAGGCCCGUCGAUCCAAGCUACCUACCCCGUCCAGGACCGGCGGACGCCUACAUCUCCCAAUUCCUCACUCCGAUUACUGGGCCGUUCGGGACUCAGCCACCCAGUCCUGAGCCGGGGGACGCACCACUACCGUCCUUGCUCCGCCCUCCUAUCCCCUUACGGGCGGCCUCCGCUCCUGGCGUCCCGCUCUCGGCCCUAGCGGCAUCAUCACCCAUAUCUCCCCCACAAGCGGAGCCGGAACCAGCGGAAGGCGCACAGCCGCUCUUCCGGAUCUUCUCGGCUCAGCUGGACGUCACCGCGGAGGAGAUGGUCAGGCGACUGAAGGCACACCUGGGGGAGGUUCUGAAGGUGCAAGAGGAGGUGGGGAGCAUGCACUUGAAGUUGGAGGGACUGGGUACACAGACAGGACCAGGGGGAGGCAGGGAUGUGGAUGUGAAUGCGAGCGUCGAGAUGCGCAAAAAGGAGGAUCGCGAUAGGAGUGGAGAGGGAGAGGGACCAGAUGGGCCGGAGGUAGGAGGGAUGGUGGAUUCGAGGGAGAAGGGCGUGGAAGAGAUCAUGGAGAGACUGAGCAGCCUCUCGGAAACGCUUCGGCUAUAUCACCACCUCGGCACUCCUAAACUGUCCUUCCCACCGACCUCCAAACCCUCUUCCGCAUAUCCCACUUCCCUCGCCUCGUCGCCCCUCACGCCUGCUCCUCCACCCAUCGCGACAUCCUCUCCCAGUUCGUCAAUCUCCCGCAAUCCCGCUCGGCGCGGUCCACAGAGCCCGACGAGGCUCAACACCAAAGUUCCUACCACUUUAGUCCGCGGAGACGUGAGAUCAGCGACUCUUGGUUUUGAGCCUCUGCGGUCGCCUACCUCGCCAAUACAUUCGCAGUCCAAGGCUCAGCUGCGGCAUGCUCCAAAAGUGCAUUCGAACCUGGAUCAGGUGACUACAGCGGACGAGGGUGAGGAGGACAGUGAGCAGGGAGAGAGGUCUAGGAGUAUUGGUGGAAAUGGGAACGAGAGGGGGCUGAUGAGGGCACCGGAUAGGAAGCCGGGGGACGUGUGGCUGGAAGGGAAGAAGCGGGAUAUUGGGGAUGGAGAGGGGUUCACGUCCAGUCCGAUGGGGAUGAGGGAUCCGACGCGUCCCUGGUAG